UUACGGCACACACAGACAGAGCGCACCCCAACUGCGUGGAUGGACGGAGCAACUUAAGGACUUCCCUUCCUCACUCUUAAGGCACAUUUAUGAUUGGAUGCCUACCGGCUCGGCUUUUCUUCUCAUUUAUCAAGGGCUUUUUACAACGUGCCAAAACUGAGCGGAUAUUGCUUUUGCGCAUCACGGGAGCUGGAACAAAAGGGACUCUUCAGUGAACAUCAGGGAGCAACAGAAGUACAAGAGCCACACAAACCAAGAUCUGUCUGCUGGAAUGUUCACGAUGCUCAACAAUGAAAUGAAGACCUAAAGCCAGAUAACCCAUGUUUGACCCACCGAACACAGACUGAAGAGUUGCAGACACCAGUGUUGUGUGCGUUGCUGGCCCUGUGUGUGUGUGUGUUUACACACUGUGCUGAGAUUAAAGCACUGUGGAGUCGGGAACUUAUGUUCAAGAGCAUGGUCCAACUGUCCACCUCAGCCUACCUGCUGGGAGGCCUUUUGGGCCUGUUUCUGCUAUCGCCUGUUAUGAUGGCCCCAACACCAGCCAGCAUGUGCACAGCCUUGAAGACACUCAACGGUAGCCUCAGCAACAGGCGGCGGUACAUGAAGCACAACUUCCCCAUCAAAUACACCAUCAGGGUCCAUUAUGAGGAAGUCUUCAAACUGUCAAACAUUAACAGAAUGAGGUUACAUGUGGAGGGAUUGGAUGAGCUAGUUCUCCAGAGGUUGUGGUUCCAGGUCAACCGAGGCGUUUUAAAAAAGAUCAUCCGGGUUAUGCCAGAGAGACAUCCUUCACGUCAAUACACCACUGAGUUGGAAAGGCGCUUCAGGGAUGCAGAAGGCGUGUUUGUACAGUCACAUCCGGCUGAGGUGUUCCAGCAGGAGCUUCCAGAGUCUAUCCAGGACACUUGGGAUCAUUUAACAGAAGAGCCUAGCAGAGUGCCUGAGUCCAGUUGGAGAUCUGCUUCCCCGAAGUCUCUCCUGGACAACCUCUGCCACACCAUGCACUGCCUCUUCAGUGAGUGCUUUGACAGCACAGAAACAAAGCGGGACUAUUGCAGUGUUUCCCAUUGGAAAAAAGGCAAGAAGAAAAAUGUACGCCCUCGAAGCUGAGAAGGGGCCAGCGGGAUGCAAUGUUGAUACCGAUAAAGGGUUGGUGUCAUUAUCUCCGUUUCAGCGAUAGAGAGAAGAGUGAAAGGACAAUCCACACGGAAACAAGAGAGCUCAGUCCUGAUUUGUGAACAUCAAUAAUUAUUUCCUAAAUAUACCGAACAGAGCUAAGAUUGUAUUUAUGAUAAUAAGGUAUGAUCAAUGGCUCUAUCACGCAAAGAAGACUCAUAUUGUAGGUACAGCAGCAGCAUUUAUGGUGAUUUCAUGAGCAUAAUGGACUUUCUGCUAAAAUGAAAUUACACUUAUUUAGGAGAAAUUCUCCAACUUUUAGAUUUUCCAAUUCUGUCACACAUGAAGUUUAAAUAUUUGUCUCUUGAUGGCAGCUCAGAUUGAUUAUUUGUUCUUGAGAGAUUUGUUCAUAUAUGGACUGAACUGAUCAUCGAUUGGAUGUCACUGUGGCUUUAGGAAAACUCUCCCCAAAAAGCCUGUGAUGUGCUCCGGUGGACCUGAAUGGUUCGGAUCAGAGAUCAACAUUGGAAUGUUAUCAUAUCGAGAAACAUCUGCAGACUUUGUACCAUAUCUGACUCUUCCACACAUCAAUGAGCUGGAGCCCGAGCAAUUGACAUGAACUGACUUAAGACCUACUGGCAAACUGUGCAAAGCUUGAAGAGUGACCAUUAGCAUUUUUAAAUGUGAAUUAAUAUCAUCGUUUCACUAUUUCACUUUGUUCUGACUUUAACAUUUGGGCCAACAUCGAUCUUUUUUUAUAUAAAUACCUUUGAGGUAUCUGACCAUUCAGAUUUGGCUCCCCUUCAAAGUUCACAUGCAGGCUCAUCAGAAAAUAUAUAUUAUGAUACAAUCUUUCCCAGGCUCAUUUUUCUCACAAGCCACCCAGAGCCGAAUAAGCUUUUUCAGGAGGGGAUCUUAAAGACAGGCGCUAAAGCGUUCCAGACAGAGGUUAUUGCAGGUAUAUUCAGAAAGGCAGUAUGAUUACAAUUAAUGUACUUUUAAAAAACUAAAGCAUGUAAACAUUUUCUAGUAGAAACCCAACAUAUUUAUACAAACCUGGAAAUUAGCUUUAUAUGUAUCCUUUAAUAGAUACAUAAUCUAAAAAUAACUACAUUGGAGAAUUUGGUGAACAUGUGCCAUUUAAUUAUUUGAAUUUCAUCAGGCUUUUAGGGUCUUUACAGUUGCUCCUCUCAGAUGUUUAGCUCUGAACAUGCUAGAAGUGAAGUCUGAUAUUGAAUGACCUGAUUCUUGACUUCUAGAUUCAUAGACUCCAAGAUUUUACUUCAAAGCAAAUCAGUAUCUCUUAUCAUUGAUGUUCUGUCUUAGAUAACCUCAGGUUGUGUCAGCUUUCCAGUUGUUAGGCUAUAUUGUGGAUUUUCUUAAUUAAAUUCACAGUUUUUAAGUUUUGAGCAAUGAACACAUUAGAAGAAUUAGGGCUGUACCCAAUAGUUUAAAGCUUCGUAGCUUCAUUCAUAAUGUUGCCAUUCAAUUCCUAAAUCGCUGAAUACUGUGCAGUUUUUAUUUUGUGCAUGUCUAAUAAUUCUAUUUAAUGUAUUUAUGUACAAUUGCUUUUAAAUAUAAGGCUACACUAUUAUUAUUAUUAUUAUUAUUAUUAUUAUUAUUAUUAUUAUUAUUAUUAUUAUUAUUAUUAUUAUUAUUAUUAUCAUACUAUUCCUAUUUAUGAAUGAUAUGCUGGUGGUGGCUGCAAUGAACUGUUUCCAAUGCAUGUGGUCCAAUAAUUCUAGAGCGUUCAAUAGCGUCCAAUAGUCUAAAUAUAUUGAAAAGAGCUUGAAUAACUGUAUUUCAAUAUUGUACUUCAAAUCCUUACAUGUUGGUGUUCAACGUUUUAGGUAAUAAUAUUAAUUGCGUUUAGAAAAAUGUUCUCCAGCUUGCAAAGGAAGGAAAACACCUGGAUAAACAGGGUGGUCUAGCAGCACAAUAAAUUACAUGAACUACUCCGCAAUAAGUUAAACAUUCUUUGUGACGGAUAUUCAAAGCCUCACUUAAAAACUCCAAUAAAUAAAAAAUAAAUGUCAUUCGGUACAGCCCUAAUAGAGAUAAUUAUUUAGUUGAAUACACACCAACCUAUAAAGAAUAAUACUUAUUUAUGGAAGAAACCUAUAAAUGAAGACAUACAGUAAUGCUUUGGGCAAAAUAAGGACACUGUAGGCCCUCUGGGAGUCUUUUAAUCGACUGAGGCAAAGAUUAAGAUUAUUUGUGUUCCACUUCAGGUAGUGGUGACUUUUAUCUUGAUGCUCCUUUUUCACAGAUCCUGACUUGCUGGUUUAGUCAGUUUACAGUGUAACACUUCCUUCUGCCUUCAAUACGUUAUGUUUAUUAUGACAGCAUAAAAAAAAUCAAAUAGAACAAUUGCUCUUAAUAAGUAGUAGUUGAGUUGAGUAAUCAAUUUUCCGUUUAAAAUUAAAUGGUAAUAGAUAUAGAGUAAUUCAUAAAUAACUCAAAUAAAUGGCAUUUACCCUACACCAUUUAAAAAAGUAAUAUGGUGUUUCACUUAUAAACUUCAGGUAUCUGUCCCAUAGAACUUAGUGACCCCUUAUGACUGCACCAAGUAUCUAUUUAUGAAAGCUUACUAUAAGAAGGUAAUAGCUUCAGUUUAAGAGUUUACUUACUUUAAGAGUUAAGGAUGAUGUUAUAUAGAAAGCAAAGUGUUGAGAUUGGGUCUGAAAGGAGCUCUAUUCAGGAGAGCUUUAAUGAUGUAAUGAAUGAAUGAUAAUCAUUGGUGUAUUGUUCUAAAUGCAGCGUAUAUUUGUAUUACACUUAAUCCUAUAUAACUGUACGGUUGUCUUUUUGUUACCAUAAGAGCAUUUUAUGUGUGUAUUCAAAGAUCCCUUAUUGUGAAUAUAAAGUUAUAUUUUCCCCAAACUGACUGGCAACAGCAGAGAGAUGAUAACUGCAAACAUGUGGAUGGGUGUUCUUUAAAAACUGACUUUUUUAUAUGCAAGAUAUUGAAUUUAUUUAUUUUUUUGAAAUGUAUAAUGCUAUGUGUCAAUACUUCAAUGAAAGAAAUACAAAUUAAAUAGCUAUUUUUUAUCAACUAA
This is a messenger RNA of Trematomus bernacchii (emerald rockcod), 4178 nucleotides long. RefSeq names its product interleukin 34 (gene il34). Gene Ontology annotation, biological process: positive regulation of cell population proliferation; positive regulation of macrophage differentiation; positive regulation of protein phosphorylation. Gene Ontology annotation, molecular function: cytokine activity; macrophage colony-stimulating factor receptor binding. The record is from RefSeq and is a predicted model, not a curated record. Bases 445 to 1113 code for a protein of 222 amino acids. Lineage: Eukaryota; Metazoa; Chordata; Actinopteri; Perciformes; Nototheniidae. The transcript is spliced from 8 exons.